Patella vulgata (common limpet) is the source of this 1790-nucleotide messenger RNA. RefSeq lists its product as uncharacterized. Lineage: Eukaryota; Metazoa; Mollusca; Gastropoda; Patellidae. The record is from RefSeq and is a predicted model, not a curated record. The transcript is spliced from 10 exons. Gene Ontology annotation, molecular function: S-adenosylmethionine-dependent methyltransferase activity. Bases 552 to 1790 code for a protein of 412 amino acids. Gene Ontology annotation, biological process: methylation.
UACAAAUCGGGAGCCACAAUAGCUCGGUGAGUAAGAGAUGAUGGCUCGCUAACCUGUAGGUCCUUUGUUCGAUCCCGGUGUUGGCAGCAAAGUUCAUCUGGAUUCUCCGGCGUGGUUCCAGGGACAACAUAUGGUCGUUCGGAUGGGACAGAAAACCUAGGUCCCGUGUACACAUUAGUGUGCACGUAAAAGAAUCCUUAACAACUCGAAUUUGAUACAAGGGUUAGAGGUAGCGCAGGAACAUGAAGUUUAAAUUGUGGGCAUUUUUUCCAACUUUCGAGGUUUCCCGAAAGUGUGCACCUGAAAUUCAUAAACAUUAGGAUGAAGAAAGUAAUUGUUAUCUAUAUAUAUUUCGAUAAUAACUAACAAAUGAAAUAAAACUACCUCCCAGCGAUGACAUUAUAACCAAUGACCAUGACCUCGAAUAUAUAUAUACAUAGCCUACACUGUUUUGGUAGUCAUCUCAACACAAUAGCGCGCGUUUUUGUCAAUCGUGGCCACCCUCACCUUACACGACGAAGAAGAAUAGAUUUCUGGUGUUCAGUUAAGAAAUGAUGAUGAUGUCGGUAUGUAGAUGUGUCGGUUUGUUCAGAUUGGGGACUCCCUUGAAAUUGAUGUCCAGAUGGUCGUCCUACAAUGUGAUGAAUCCAGGUGGACAGGGAACAUCAUACGGCGACGUUCAGAGAAGAAACAAAGCGUUUUGUGAUAACUCUAAAGACAAGAUACUCAAAAUAGUUGAAAAUCUGGUUACCAAAACUCAUCCAGAAAAUGAACCAUUUACUGUAGCCGAAUAUGGUGCCGCGGAUGGCUCGAUUUCAAUGGAACUAAUGACUGACAUAAUUAGUGUUAUUCGAUCAAAGUGUGGAAAAAACAAAGAGAUUCAUGUAAUGUAUGAAGAUUUGCCAGAGAGUGAUUUCAAUUCAUUAUUUAAAAGAAUCCAGGGUAUUAUACCCAUUCCCAGAUCAUAUCUUCUGGAUCAUGAAAAUGUUUAUGUGACAUCUACAGGAACCAAUUUUUUCAAGCAGUGUUUUCCUUCCAAUUCUGUAGAUCUAGCCUUGUCUUUUACAGCAUCACAUUGGUUAUCGAAACCGGUGUAUGUACAUGACCACGUGUAUGCUUAUUUCACCCAAAAUAAAGACGAAAAUGACGCCUUAACGAAACAAGCAGCCGAAGAUUGGGUACUCUUCCUGAAAAACAGAACCAAAGAAUUGAAACCAGGUGGUUGGGGUGUCUUCGCAACGGGUGGGGGAAGAGAUGCUUCUCCGGAAGAACCAGACUGUGUAGCUUUUCAGGAUGGAUGGAUUGCUGCGGGUAAAAGUUGGAAAGAUUUAUUUGAUCGUAGUAUUAUUACAAAGGCCGAGUUAAAACAAGGUACAUACGCUUUUUGCUCGAGAAGCCCGCGUGAGCUAGAAGAACCAAUCCGUGAUUCCAUAGAGUUACACAAUAUGGGUCUUAAACUGCAUGAAAUUAGACUGGAUGCUCUUCCUUGUUUUUAUGUCACAGAAUGGAAGCAAAAGUUAGAGCAAGGUAUCGAUGAUCGAGAAAGUUUAGCUCGAGAUAUGACGAAAUAUUUAAAAACACCUACCUAUAAUACUUUCUAUGAAGCACUGAGUAGCGAGCGAAGCGAGGAACAGAAAUCACAGAUCUGUGAAUUAGUAUUUAAAGGAAUGGAGGAGUGUCUUUUAUCUAAAUAUCCCGGGGACAUGAAUCCCUAUUGUUUUUACACAAGUACGUAUGUUCAAAAGGAACAGACAGCGGUGACCCCCAAAAGCAUCCCUUACUUAAUGUAA